AGUCGAGAGGCAUUGAGGUGUACCACUACCACCCCUUUAUAGGCUUGGAGAGGUCAGGAAAUGCCGCGGUCGCUCGAUAAUCGGCCUCCGCAGUUCCGCGAGGUCGCGCACCAUAUUCCAUGGUCCGGCAGCGGAGUUUGCGCGUGCAAGGCACUAUGCCGUCCCGAAGACGCGGGAGUUGCGCGGUACUGCAUGGCUUCCCUUCGCUGCACACUCCUGUCCGAGCCACUCUGCUGGAUAUGGAAUUACGUCGUCGUCGUGUUCACACUCACGUCGGUUCGCGCCGCUGACCACUUGCACCUCAAUUCUUGAACGCAGGAUCACUCAGAUCCUCAGGACAGCGUACCCAAGGGGGCGCGCCUGACCAGUAUCGAUGUUGGGUCAGGCGGCGAGCAGAUUGCGACGUACAUCAGUGACCAGAACGAAAAUGACAAGGCUACGCACGCCUUCAUCAUGAUCCAUGGCAAGCUGCGAAACGGCGGCGAAUACUGGACGACGAUGAACAACGUGCUGCAGAGCGCCAUCGACGCCAAUUACAAAGGAGUGGACGAGAAUGCCAUCGUCAUCGCACCUCAGUUCUAUUCCACCAAAUUCAACGAAAAGCAGUACAGCAAAAACGAACUCGCUUGGCCCGACGUCAAUGCCUGGCAAGCUGGUGACCCGGCAAGUCACCCAGACGACACCCAGCUGACGUCUAUCGACGCACUAGACGCCAUCAUUGAGUCGCUCGCAGAUCAGGACACGUACCCAGCUCUCACCAACGUCACGGUCGUUGGCCACGGUGGGGGAGGACAACUCGGACAGCGCUACGCGACCAUCGCCAAGAACCAGCCGUCCAACAUCCACAUUCGAUACAUCCACGGCGACCCCUCCAGUGGUGUCUACUUCACCAAGGAUCGGCCGCUCACCGACGAAAGCGUGGCCAGCAUCGCUGACUGCCCCCUUUACAACACGUGGCGCUAUGGAUUUGACAACUUCACCGGCACUGCCGAUGGUCUCAAGAAGCCCGAGGAAUACUUUCAACAAUAUAUCUCGCGAGAUGUCGUGUCCAUUGUCGGGUAUCAGGACACCACAGCAGGCGGUGAUCAAUACUGCAUGGCUUUGCUGCAGGGAGGUGUCGCCCGUCGUGACCGCAAUUUGGCCUGGUGGCAGUACAUCAACACCUUAGCUCGCACCAAUGAGGAUCUGACGGGCUUCCCCGGCAACUUUAGCGAACUGCCGGACUGGUCAAACUUGAGCCAAGGCAUCAUCGGCACCAAGCUUGUUGUGGUCGAAGACGCAGACCACGAUGCAGAGAAAGUCUUUGAGAGCGACGUGGGACGUGCUGCUCUGUUUGACGUCGAUAAUCUGCCUACCGGGUGGAGACCCAGACAUUGGGUCCAGAAGCCCGCCAUCAAAAAGAGCGUUCCGUCCUCAUCCACUUCUGCUGACAGCGCACGCUCUACCGACGCCGUCUCUGAGGACGAUCAACAGUCAGGCGCGAUGAGUACCUUCCUGAAGCAACCUAUCACCCUCCUGAGCAUUGCCUUGGCAGCUGGCAUCGCUUCCUCUCUUUACCUGUAGUCUCAGUCGCGACUACUUUCUACCUUUCGCAACAUCGAGGACACUGUGGCCAGCAUCAAAUCCAAUUCCGUCACUUGCAUCCGGCGUACUCCCGUCCAUCUCCUACCACUCUCGCUGCAGUCGCUGUUUGGAAGACCAAUCGCAUUACCAUUUUUCUCUUCACAUAGACGUCGCAUCCUUGCUGGCAAGGUGAUAGCUACUUGAAUCAACCUGUACAUACUUUGAAGCCAAUGUCAUACCCUUGGCUGAAGCGAACUGCA
Ceraceosorus guamensis is the source of this 1823-nucleotide messenger RNA. RefSeq lists its product as hypothetical. Bases 454 to 1563 code for a protein of 369 amino acids. The record is from RefSeq and is a predicted model, not a curated record. Lineage: Eukaryota; Fungi; Basidiomycota; Exobasidiomycetes; Ceraceosorales; Ceraceosoraceae. The transcript has a single exon.